Molecule: messenger RNA, 1032 nt
Organism: Eptesicus fuscus (big brown bat)
Lineage: Eukaryota; Metazoa; Chordata; Mammalia; Chiroptera; Vespertilionidae
Product: HLA class II histocompatibility antigen, DQ alpha 2 chain-like
Exons: 5
Coding region: 51-854 (267 amino acids)
Biological process (GO): antigen processing and presentation of exogenous peptide antigen via MHC class II; positive regulation of T cell activation; immunoglobulin production involved in immunoglobulin-mediated immune response
Cellular component (GO): membrane; MHC class II protein complex
Molecular function (GO): MHC class II protein complex binding
Source: RefSeq, a predicted model, not a curated record
AUUGCUCUACAACUCAGAGCAGCAACUGCUGAGACCACCUUGAGAAGAGGAUGAUCCUAAACAGAGCCCUGAUUUGGGGGGCCCUCGCCCUGACCACCGUGCUGAGUCGCUGUGGAGGUGAAGACAUUGUGGCUGACCACGUUGGGGCCUAUGGCAUAAAUGUCUACCACUCCUACGGUUCCUCGGGCCAGUACACCCAUGAAUUUGAUGGAGAUGAGGAGUUCUACGUGGACCUGGACAAGAGGGAGACUGUCUGGCAGCUGCCUAUGUUUAGUGAAUUUAGAAAUUUUGACCCUCACCGUGCACUACAAAACAUGGCUAUUGCAAACUACACCCUGGACCUCCUGAUUAAACGCUCCAACUCCACUGCUGCUCCCAAUAAGGUUCCUGAGGUGACUGUGUUUCCCAAGUCUCCCGUGGAGCUGGGCCGGCCCAACACCCUCAUCUGUGCCGUGGACAACAUCUUCCCUCCUGUGAUCAACAUCUCGUGGCUGAGCAACGGGCACUCCGUCACGCAGGGUGUUUCCGAAACCAGCUUCCUGUCCAAGAAGGAUCAUUCCUUCCUCAAGAUCAGUUACCUCACCUUCCUGCCUUCUGCUGACGACGUCUAUGACUGCAGGGUGGAGCACUGGGGCCUGGACCAGCCCCUCCUGAAGCACUGGGGGCCUGCGCCCAGCUGGUGCCUCCAGACAGCAAGGGCCCUUGUGAGUCACACGCCAGAGGAAAGGUGCGUUGCCAAUCUUAAGAGCAGAAGAGUGGACAUGCUGGGUGACCUGGAACUAUUCGCUGGCCAAGUCCAUCUUAGUCCUUCUCUCCUCCACUGCCCCUCCUGCCAUCUCUUCUCUGGGACUUAAGGUGCUGUGUCCUCUCAGAGUUCACAAACCCUUGGAAUUCUCCCCCUCACUCCUGACAUUUUUUCUUUUCUCCGCUGUUACCUACUAUGGAAAUCCCUGGGAUAUGCCUCAUUCCUUGUGGCCCUGAUGUGAUAUCUCCAUGGAAGCAAUAAAUCCCCUUUAGGAGGCCUUUUGUUGA